This is a messenger RNA of Kwoniella mangroviensis CBS 8507, 651 nucleotides long. RefSeq lists its product as uncharacterized. The transcript has a single exon. Lineage: Eukaryota; Fungi; Basidiomycota; Tremellomycetes; Tremellales; Cryptococcaceae. Bases 1 to 651 code for a protein of 216 amino acids. The record is from RefSeq and is a predicted model, not a curated record.
AUGCCAUACAUCAAUCCGCAAAGAUCUGAACGCCCCGAAAAUGAUCACCCAAGGUCUGCAACGAGCCUACAAGCCCGUUCAGGAUCGUCUGAAUCGUCAUCCUCACUCCCACCCGACCUCCCUUCUGAAGACUAUCGAGACCUCUGGGAGACUUUCAAUGGCGAAUGGAUGCUCCCUCAACGUAAUGUUGGUGGCCAAGAUUUUGGUAUGUUGGUAAAUGGAGUUUCCAAUCAAGACACAGCCGGAGGUGCCACCACUAGGUUCAAUGACAAUGGCUCGAACACUACUGCGACGACGAGCUUCGCAAGUGCGUGGAGGUCUGGCGGAAGGCACCAUGCGCGCCAGCGGUUCCGAAGUAUCCCAUCUGACCAAGACGAAACAGGCGUAUCGUUCGCACGCAAUCGGUCAAACGGUACAUACGAGCUUUACCUCACGCUGCCCUCUACUCUAAGAUUGGGGUCUUCUAGAUCUGUUGUGCUUCCCUCUGUAGCUGAGCCCCAUCAGGUAGAUGAAGAAAGGUGGUUCAGCAGUGCGACUGAGCUAUUACCUCAAAUCGGUAUUGACCUUGAGGAAGGAAGUGAACUGGAAAGUCUGCUUAAGAGUGGGUUGAGAAGGUUUUGGGGAUAUAUCAAUUCAGUAGGAAACGCCUAA